CUCUGAUUAAAAAAAAGAGGCUGAAAGGUGCCGUGAAGGGCAGGCAAAGCGCGGUGAGGGCUCCCGCAGGAAGCUUGUCCCCUCUCAGAGGCCGUACCCCGCUCAGCUGCUGCCGUUCCCGCCUAAAUUUUUUGGUGUGUGUGAGGAGGGAGUCCGGGCCUCGAGGCCUGCAGGCUCCAUGAAGCUGCUGCGCCUGCUGUGCCGCCACAAGACGGCGCUGGGUCUGGGCGGCCUGUCCCUCUUCGCCGUCGUCCUGCUCUACCUGGCCAAGUGCACCUCCGAGGGCCUGCGGCCGCUGCCAGCCCCCCGCGGGUUGCCUCACCAGCAGCCCCCUCUGCCAUGGGGUGCCAGGGGGCCGCCUGCCAUCCCGCCGCCCUCCCCUCCUCAGGAGUCGGCCUUUUUGGCAGUGCUCAUCACCAGUGGCCCCAAGUACACCGAGCGCCGCAGCAUCAUCCGCAGCACCUGGCUGGCAGCGGCCGGCCGCUCUCCUCAGCACAACAUCUGGAGCCGUUUCGUCAUCGGCACGGGUGGGCUGGGGGCUGAGGAGCUGCGGAGCCUCGAGCUGGAACAGAACCGCCAUAGGGAUCUCCUUCUCCUGCCGGAGCUGAAGGAUUCCUACGAGAACUUGACCGCCAAAGUGCUGGCCACGUAUGUCUGGUUGGAUCUGCACCUUGACUUCCAGUUCGCCCUGAAGGCCGACGAUGAUACAUUUGUACGUUUGGAUGUGCUGGUGGAAGAUCUGAGAGCCAAGGAGCCACGUCGUCUCUACUGGGGCUUCUUUUCUGGCCGUGGUCGAGUGAAAUCUGGUGGGAAGUGGAAAGAGAGUGCCUGGGUGCUCUGUGACUACUACCUACCGUAUGCCCUAGGUGGAGGUUAUGUGCUUUCUGCGGAUCUGGUGCACUAUCUGCGGCUCAACAAAGACUACCUGAACAUGUGGCAGAGUGAGGAUGUCUCCCUGGGAGUCUGGUUGGCUCCAAUCGAUGUCAAAAGAGUGCACGAUCCUCGUUUUGACACUGAGUAUAAGUCACGGGGUUGCAACAAUAAGUACAUAGUAACGCAUAAGCAAAGCAUCGAGGACAUGCUGGAAAAGCACCAGACUUUGGCUAAAGAAGGGAAGCUCUGUAAAGAGGAGGUUAAGCUCAGGCUUUCUUACAUGUAUGACUGGGGAGUGCCACCUUCCCAGUGUUGCCAAAGGAAGGAUGGCAUCCCCUGAAAUUCUGAGGAAGGGAAAAGGCAGAUUAUUACUGGACUCUCUGAGCUGGGUUACUGUUAUCCGGGGAGAAUCCCAAUAACUAGGGCUUAAAAAAUUACUCAAAAGAUUUUGCACGAUUCAUUAUGUCACAGUCAAUGAAACCCUGAAACUCCUGAGAGCUACUGGUGUGGCAUGAUGUAAAGUUGUUUAUAAAAGAGAAAGAUAUGACAAAAACCUGGAAAGGCUCACGUUACAGGAUUGAAGGCAAACAGUAGGUUGUGAGAUGGAUAGUACAGAGAUCUGGGGGAGAUAACUUGGAUCAAAAGCUGCUAGAAGAUUUUUAACAGAUUCUAUGAUAUAUCUGCUAAAGAUCGUGGCAGGCCUUUACAGUGUAAGAUUGUGAAACUAACAUCUGGUAUUUCUUUAUUGGCAAAAAACAAUUGUCAGUUUGGCAAGGUUUGAAAAUUCGAAGGCGGCCACAAAUUGGUUGCUCUUGCCAGUGGGAACAGGUGUCUGUCACAAGCAUUCAAGUAAGGAGAACGAUUCUGCACCAGGUAUUCACAUUAGGGGACGGAGAGAGUCUGUUCUUUGGAGAGUGCUCUGAUUUACAAUGAUAGAAUUAUUAGACCUUUCUAUGUAACUUGUCUCUUUUUGUUAUUGUUUUAAAGACAUCUUGUACAUAAAUUAUCUGGCAGCUACAGAGUAAAAUCUGUAUUUAGAAAGCUGGAUGAGUUACAUACAGCAUUUGGCAGGUAGAGUAUAUUAUUUGGGGGCACGUAGUUAUGCUACAAAGCUAGCUUUCAGUUGUUAGGCAUAGAUGGUGUUCUUAGCUUAUUGUCCGAACCCGGUACAUCUGAAGCAGCAUUCCACCCAAACAGCAAACAAUUCCACUGCUGCCCAGUCAGAUAUUGUAGCCUUUGGAUUUAUAUUAUUCUCGAACACUUGGGUACAAUAUACAUUAGCAGGAUUAGGUCAGUGGAAGGUAUUCAGAAGUCAGAUGAGAUUGCCCUAAAUUGGAUAGCUCAGAUAAGAAAGCAAACUCUAUAUAGUCAAGAUUAUCAUUUAUAGGCUGCUCUGGUUAUCAUUUAGAGAAAGGGUGUUGUUUUUCCCCUAAUUUCAGUCCUGUCUGAAGACAGCCUUUUCUCCUGUUUCUGGACCUGCACAGUGCUCUAAGGAAACAAAUUCCCUGACAGUCCCACUCCCUCUUUCUCCCCAGUAUAUCUCCUAGUGGAACAAAAAUUAUUUUAGUGAAGGUCUAAGUUACUUGCUCAAGUGAUAUGUCAGUAAAUAGGAUUAUUUCCUUUUGUCCUGCCUGCCCUACAAAGAAUUGCAGCGCUUACAGAGCUUGUCAGCAUCGAGUACAAUACUGAGCAGUAAACACAGACUGGGCUUUCUUGAUUUGUAGAACAGAUCAUUAGAGAAUUUCACCCUCAAACUUUUAGGCAAGCCUGUAAUUCUAACACUUUUGAAUGGCAGCUGCUCCAGUACACCAAUAUUUUUUUCCAGUACUGCAGAACCACUGACUUCCAGAAACCUUUGUCAGCAACAGAUCCUUCAGUAUGAGCAGUUUUUACUUCUGUGUCUGAGUGGCACGUUCCCAACCAUCAGUUUUACUGGUUGUUGCACGCUGCACUUUCAUACAGUUCCCAUGAUUUCCUCCUCUCUCUGGGCUAGUGUCUGCUCUCACCUGCAGGAAGGCACAAAUUGCAAAGGAAGAAAACAAAGCAUUGCCAGUAUCUUUAGCUUCAUUUCUUAAAUUAGCAAGUUAGCGAUUCGUACCAAAGGAAUAGGGGAUAUUUUGUUAUUUUUCUCUUGUUUUGAUUAAAUUAUGGGGGAUUAAGAGAAGUCUUCUGCAAAGGAUGAUUCUCUAGUAUGAAAAUCUGAAUGAAUCCAACUUCCCUCUGAAACAAAUUUAACAAAUUUAACAAAUUAAGAUACUGGAAAUAAGUUAUUUUAGUAUGUGUCCAUUCCAAUGCAUGUCCAUAUAUUGACAAGCAGAUGUGCUUUUCAGCAAGGUGUAUCAUUCCAAAACAGUUUAAUACUAGAUUACAGGAAAUUUAAAUCGGUUCUAGCGUUUUAUAAAUACCUACUUGUUAUUUGGGGUAAAGCAGUAUUGUGUGUAUAUAUGUGGUUAAAUGCUUGCAAUGUGAGUAUUUAUAAAUAUUGAGAACAUGUUAUGUGUAGGAAAAGUAAGGUCGUUAAGUGUCAUAUUUUAAAUUUGUUUACAGAAGUACUUAGGUGUCCAUGAGAAUUGCGUAUCAAGCGGUGCUUGAGGUUGUUGGUGUAUAGGCUGUUAUUUCAAGUCCUGGGAUCUGAAGAGUGGGCCAGAAAUCUGCUGCAUGUCUCUGGAACUGAAGAGAGCGUGCUGCUCAGCACCUAAAUCCAUGUCCACGUUGGUGGGAGUUGUUUACAGCGCUGGCACUUACCUGCCCCUGCCAGUUGUGACGGGGGCAACAUUAAAAAAGGAGUGCUGAGUCUCCUUCUGAUCUCUGACCCGUGGAAAACACAAUGCACACAAAUACUUGAUAGUUGUGAAGUUCUCUUGGGCGGUUUCUUACACCUUCUUUAGGUAGCUGGAGAUGAUCUGAUACUUGAAAAAUCACAAUGUGACUGUUGUCUCUCUUAAGUCACGAUAAGGAGGCUGACUGUAGAGGGGAUGUUUCUCUGCUUUCUGGGAAACAGUUUGUUGGUCUACAUCAGCUAUAUCAGAAUGGGAAGUUCUGUUGCAAAACCUGAAAACAGAAUUAUCCAGAAACAGAUUUAUUUUUUAUGGCAUUCCUAUUGACAGCAGCUUAUUGGUACAUUGGCUUUUUGUUUUUUAAGUAGUGCUUCUGCUGGUUUCCCAAUUUUCUAUUCAUAAACAGUUUGUACUUUUAAUAUUAUUGGUAGUGUGCAGAAUAAUGAGCACUUGAGCUUUUCUGGAUAUCAGUGAUGACACUGAUGCACUCUCGUGCAGGUGUGUAGAGUUUCUAAGUUCAUAUUGGUAUCCAUACAGGACAACCACUGAAUCAAUCUGAACCUUUAUCAUCAGGUUUUUCAAAAAAUAAAUGAAUCUGGUAUUUAGCCUUCUUACAGAGGCAACAACUACAACAAGAAAUUGAUUGUUUAUGAGGUAUUUUCUCCAGCUGUAUCUAAAUCUUGAUACUGAAAUAUUUAAAGCUGACAAUGGCAUAAACUCAACUACAAACUAGAUUUUAUUUGUAAGUGGUACACAACACCUCAUUCUCCUUUAGUGUGUGAGAAGGAGUAGCUAAAUCAUUCAUUUCAAUAUUAAAUUGUUCCACUAAAAACCCUCAUGUUUCCAAGAAUUCCUACAGUUUCAAUUAAAAAGCCAAACUUAUAAAUACCAUUCCUCAAGCUGAACACUUCCUUUCCCAAGGUUUAGCCUUGUCCACGUGAUGUUUGCUCAAAUACAGCUCCUGCAUGUCAUGCUUCUGACAAACGUUACGUUUUCUGUAGUUGAAAUACCUCAUUUUGAACAUUUCAAUCUGUAUUCCUUAUCUGUUAACUCUGCGUUUGGGGGUGGGGAUCUCCAUUCAGUGCUAGCUUGGCAGAUGAAGAGCACAACAGGGCAGGUGAUUAAGGUUUGCAUUUUUAUUCCUUACUGUUCAGCUCCAGCAUCAGAGUUGAAACAUGUUCUUGCUAUUGCUGCCUGCUCGACAAACUGUCAACACCUUUACUGCUCUGUGUUUAAUUUAGAACACGUUGCCUGCAAGACUCCAAUCUGUUGCUACACGUACCUGUGCAAGAUAUGCUUUUGCCCUAGAACUGGAUCUACUUUAUGCCAACAUAACAUGCCUGUUGUUUCUUUUUAAUACAGUCCACUUAGGUAGUGUCCAGUAAAACAUGGAGCUAGAGCUGUUCCCUGUAGCCUAUGUGAAGCUGAAGGAUGCUAUGUGAUAAGUGUGCCUUUAUGGAACGGAAUGGGGGUACUGUGCUGAGUAUAUUUUUAACAGUUGAAUGAAAUUGC
Meleagris gallopavo (turkey) is the source of this 5162-nucleotide messenger RNA. RefSeq names its product beta-1,3-galactosyltransferase 6 (gene B3GALT6). Gene Ontology annotation, biological process: protein O-linked glycosylation; glycosaminoglycan biosynthetic process. Lineage: Eukaryota; Metazoa; Chordata; Aves; Galliformes; Phasianidae. Gene Ontology annotation, molecular function: galactosylxylosylprotein 3-beta-galactosyltransferase activity. The record is from RefSeq and is a predicted model, not a curated record. Gene Ontology annotation, cellular component: Golgi membrane.